Molecule: messenger RNA, 993 nt
Organism: Nymphaea colorata (pocket water lily)
Lineage: Eukaryota; Viridiplantae; Streptophyta; Magnoliopsida; Nymphaeales; Nymphaeaceae
Exons: 3
Coding region: 1-993 (330 amino acids)
Cellular component (GO): plasma membrane
Source: RefSeq, a predicted model, not a curated record
AUGCAUGCCAUGACAGAUUCAGAGGAAACAAGCUUCGGCGAAUCGUCUCCAAGUCGGUCGCCGCAGCAGCCCGUCUACUACGUAGAAAGCCCCUCCGGCGACUCUCAUUAUGGGGAGAAGACGUCGAUGUCCUCGACGACGGUGCUCAGCCCAAUGGAAUCACCGGGCCGCACCUCCACCGCCUACCGCUCUUCCAGCGGCUGCCGCUCCCCCACCAGCGGCCGCCGCUCGUCCACCGGCAGCAGGAUGCGCGUCUCCUUGAAAACGGGCGCCAGCAGGGUCCCCUCCAACGAGACCUCCGACAAUUGCACGAGCGGCAAGAGAGACAAUCUCUGGACCCGCAGCACCAUUCCUACAAUAGAAGAGGAAGGCCUGCUUGAGGAGGAAGAAGACCAAGAGAACGGGAGCCGCCGAAAUUGCUACUUCCUCCUGUUCCUCCUCUGCAUUCUCCUCCUCUUCUCUCUCUUGUCUCUGAUUCUUUGGGGAGCCGCCCGCCCUCAGAAGCCAACCAUCACCAUGAAGAGUAUUAGCUUUCAGAGCUUUUACUUACAGGCUGGGUCAGAUGCAUCCGGCGUACCAACAAUCAUGUCGUCUGUGAAUUCGACUUUAAUGCUUGUUUACCGGAACACGGCAACGUUUUUCGGAGUGCAUGUUUCUUCUUCUCCGUUCACCCUUUGCUACUCAGAAAUGAGUGUCGCCACUGGAUGUAUCAAAAAUUUCUACCAGAGAAGAAGAAGCGAGAGGACACUGAGUGUGCCAUUGCAAGGGGACAGAGUUCCCCUUUAUGGAGCCGCUUCUGCUUUCACCACAUCUGGGCAGCCAGAUCACAAUAUCCCUGUGAAUCUCUCCUUUGUUGUCAGAUCAAAAGCUUUUGUUUUAGGUAGGCUCGUGAGACCCAGGUUCUCUAUUGAGGUUCAGUGCUCAGUGGUGAUGGAUCCGACCAAGCUCGGCACAUCAGUUUCUCUGCACAGCUCGUGUCAGUUGCUUAACUAA